Messenger RNA from Nelumbo nucifera (sacred lotus), 1262 nucleotides. RefSeq names its product mediator of RNA polymerase II transcription subunit 9-like. The record is from RefSeq and is a predicted model, not a curated record. NCBI's taxonomy places the organism in Eukaryota, Viridiplantae, Streptophyta, Magnoliopsida, Proteales, Nelumbonaceae. Gene Ontology annotation, cellular component: mediator complex.
UCACCGGGUCACGGGGUUGUGAUUGGUCAAAGCCUCUCCGGUAUGAUGUCUUCCCGGCGUCAUAGAUUUUCCCUUUUUUUGGGUAAGAACUCUGCGCUAAGGUUAGGGUUCGAAGAUCGAACAUUACCUGCUCUUUAGCUCUCUCCACCGCCAUCUCCACCGUUUGCGGAGAAGACAAAAGGUUGUUAAGUGGCGGAGAGUAGCGUUUUUGCUGUAGGUAUCUAAAACACUAGCCAGAUCUGCGACGCUGAAGCAGAAAAUCUCCUCAUGCGGACCUUACAUCGAUGUCCAACAGUUAGCAGAAACGACUAUUGAUCCAUUUCUAAAAUAGUUCGAAGGCUCCUGAAAAGGAAAAUAAUGGACCCCUACUCAGGAGGGAGCUGGAUGAUGAUUCCAAGUGCCUCAAAUCACAAUACUUCAUCAAUAACAUCAAAUCAAGAGCAUUCUCACCUUCAUCAACAAUAUCAUCAUCAGCUGCAGCCGCAGCAGCAACAGCCACAGCGCCAUCAACAACAUCAUCAGCACCAGUCACUGGCUUCUCAUUUUCAUCUCUUGCAUUUGGUAGAGAAUUUAGCUGAAGCGAUUGAAAGUGGCACACGUGAACAGCAUUCAGAUGCUCUGGUAAAUGAAUUAACUAGCCACUUCGAGAAAUGUCAACAAUUAUUGAACUCAAUAUCAGUAUCGAUCAACACAAAGGCCAUGACAGUUGAUGGACAGAAGCGUAAGCUGGAGGAAAGCGAGCAACUCCUAAACCAGAGAAGGGAUCUGAUUUCCAAGUACAGAAGCUCUAUUGAAGAUCUGGUUAAGUCAGACAGAUAAUAGGUGGGUGCAAUGUCAAAUGAAAUGAAUACAGUUGACCAGUUGACAGGUUUAAGGGGAUUUCAAAUGGUCGCAAAUUGAGAAGCUGGAGAUAUAUUUUUGUAGGUUCCACUGUGUCAUUUUUAAGCACCUGGGAUAGACGUGCAAAAUGAACUUAGCAUGCCCCCCUUUUGUAUUUAUUUGUGAGGUUUGUUCUCAUUGUAACCUCUGCUUCAAUUCACUCACCCCUCCCCCUGGUGAUAGGUCGAUGCAAUGUCAAUAAAUGAAUGAUACUGGAAAUCUCAAUGAUGACUAACCGCAUACAGGUUUUAGAGGGGGGGGGGAUCUCAAUGAUGACCUAAGGUCACAAAUUGAGAAACUGGAAAUCUGUUUUUGUAGGUUCCACUUUGUUGGCAAAUAUGAUAUAUGUAUUUUAGUCAUCCAUAGCCACUAUAAUUGUCGAA